GCCACGGCUGGGCUCGCCGGAAGUGACGCGUUUCAGGGACGUCGCGCAUCCGGCCAGAAGAGCCGACGCCACGCCGGACGCCCGGUCUUCUCUGGCUCGCUGACUUUGUUGUAAGGGAGGGUUCGUGCGUGGUAAGAAGCCCCGGACGGCUGAGAGACCCAUAUUUGUCUUAAAGAUUGAUAAGGUACCUCUGAUGCAGCUAUGACCAGGUGGGCGCGAGUUACUACCACAAAUAACAGGAGACCCUUAUCUGCAACAUCAUGGGAGGACAUGAAGAAGGGUUCCUCUGAGGGAAACAGCCAAAGCUCACCAAAGAGUAAACACUUUGAAGCCAAUAAGCUGUCCCUGAAAAAUGAUGCACCCCAAGCUAAACACAGAAAGAACAAAAAGAAAAAGGAAUACUUAAAUGAAGAUGUGAAUGGAUUUAUGGAAUACCUAAGAGAGAACUCACAGCAGGCUCACAAUCGGGAGGUGAUAGCAGCAGAUAGUCAGGAAGUAAGGGAAGAAAUAGCAGUUGCUUUAAAGAAAGAUAGUCGUCGGGAAGGAAGACGAUUAAAAAGACAAGCAGCAAAGAAAAAUGCAAUGCUGUGUUUCCAUUGUAGAAAACCCGGGCAUGGGGUUGCAGAUUGCCCAGCUGCCCUUGAGAAUCAAGAGAUGGGCACUGGAAUCUGUUACCGUUGUGGAUCCACAGAGCACGAAAUAACCAAGUGCAAGGCUAAAGUCGACCCCGCUCUUGGUGAAUUUCCUUUUGCAAAAUGUUUUGUUUGUGGGGAAAUGGGGCACCUGUCCAGAUCUUGUCCUGAGAAUUCCAAAGGACUUUAUGCUGAUGGUGGUGGUUGCAGAUUUUGUGGCUCUGUGGAACAUUUUCAGAAAGAUUGCCCUGAAAGUCAGAAUUCAGAUCGAAUGGUCACAGUUGGUCGCUGGGCACAAGGAAUGAGUGCAGACCAUGAAGAAAUUUUGGAUUUGCCUAAACCACAGAAACCCAAAACAAAAACACCUAAAGUUGUUAACUUUUGAACAUUAGUACUAUUGCUAACUACCAUGUCAUUGUUAUAUUCUGAGCAAGUUGGAGCUGGCCUCCCUGGGCCUAUAUUGUCAGUAGCGGUUUGAUCUGGGUGUGGUCCAAAAGUUUGAGUUCCUUGUCCAUCAGAAGUACUUCCCACUGUUUAGAGAAAACCACUGAAGGAAAAUAGAAGAUCUUUAAAUUGGAUUCUCUGAAAGAACUUUUUUUCAACAGAUAGAACUUAGGUAUAACUAAGUGUUUAUAAACCUGAUUGUAACAAUCAUCUUAACAAAAUUAUGCAUUAAUAUAAACUACCCUUAAACUAAGAGUAACUGCUUUUGCAGUUGGAAAUGAAUUUUUGGUUAUAUUGUUUUCUUGGUGCAAAGU
Condylura cristata (star-nosed mole) is the source of this 1390-nucleotide messenger RNA. It is a transcript of the gene ZCCHC9, whose product is annotated as zinc finger, CCHC domain containing 9. Gene Ontology annotation, molecular function: nucleic acid binding; zinc ion binding. NCBI's taxonomy places the organism in Eukaryota, Metazoa, Chordata, Mammalia, Eulipotyphla, Talpidae. The transcript is spliced from 6 exons. The record is from RefSeq and is a predicted model, not a curated record. Bases 202 to 1017 code for a protein of 271 amino acids.